Trifolium pratense (red clover) is the source of this 2032-nucleotide messenger RNA. RefSeq lists its product as uncharacterized. Lineage: Eukaryota; Viridiplantae; Streptophyta; Magnoliopsida; Fabales; Fabaceae. Bases 428 to 2032 code for a protein of 534 amino acids. The record is from RefSeq and is a predicted model, not a curated record. The transcript is spliced from 3 exons.
AGCGCAAGUGUGUCAAAUAAUUGCAUCUAUAGUCCAGACGAAUUUAAUUUCAGCACAACUUUAUGUUUUUCGGCCCAAUUGUUUUAUGGCCCAUUUUGCUUGCUGUAUUUAAACGAAAACCUGACCUAGGUCAGGGGCCAUUCACUGUUCACGAAAAUCAGAAAACCCUAGCCGUCACAUCUUCAUGGAGAACUAAUCACCAAAGAUUGAUCUGCUGUAAUCGGUUUCCGCCGAGACUUUGAGGUCUGCUGGACAGUUCCAAUUAGUGCUUCCUGACCCUGAGAUAGAAAGAACACUCCACGCACGCAAAAGGCUCAACCGAGCUAACAGCGUGCAUUCCGGUAACAUUGAUUCUAACCCUAUAUCUGAUUCUGAGCCUGACUACUUGCAUAACUUGUUUGCUUCGGAUUCUGAACUUGAUUUUGAAAUGGCUGAUAAUAGAACCUUAAGGCAAUUAGCUGCUCCUGAUGUGAAUUAUAAUGGCUUGUGUAUUGAAUAUGAUGCUGCUGCUGUUCCUUUUGAAUUAAAAUCAGGUUUAAUACACUUGUUGCCCAAGUUUAGUGGUCUUGCAGGUGAGGAUCCGCACAAACAUCUGAAAGAAUUCCAAGUGGUGUGUUCUACACCACUUAAGCCUGAAGGGAUCACUGAAGAUCACAUCAAACUUCGAGCUUUUCCUUUUUCAUUGCAGGGUGCAGCGAAGGAUUGGAUAUAUUAUCUCGAGCCAAACUCAAUUGCAAGCUGGACUGCCCUGAAAAAAGUGUUCUUGGAAAGAUAUUUUCCUGCUUCCAGAGCUGCCUCAAUAAGAAAGGAGAUUUGUGGCGUUAGACAAGGUAAUGAGUCGCUGACCGAGUAUUGGGAGAGGUUCAAACACUUGGUAUCUAGCUGCCCUCAACACCAGAUUACCGAGCAACUCCUCAUCCAAUACUUUUAUGAGGGGUUGUUACCGAUGGACAGGAACAUUCUUGAUGCUGCUAGUGGUGGAGCACUAGUCGAUAAAACUCCAGCCGCUGCCAAAGCCCUCAUUGAAAACAUGUCUCUUAAUUCUCAACAGUUUACCACUAGAGACAAUUCUGUUAAAAGCGUGAAUCAAAUUCAGGUUUCUUCCAACAAAGCUCUAGAGACUAGGCUUGACGACCUCACCACCUUAGUCAAACAGUUGGCAUUAGUGAAACCUCAAACAACAACUUUGUGCGGUAUUUGUACCUCUCCUGAGCACCCAACCGACACCUGUCCCAUUCUGAAAGACGAGUCCAUUACUGAUCUGCCACAAGCUUAUGCAGCCAACCUUUACAACCAAAACAGAUACAACAACACUCCUGACCUGUCCACCAACAAAUAUCACCCCAGUUGGAGGAACCAUCCCAACCUUCGAUAUGGAAACCCACAAACCAGCCAACAACAGAAUCCACCUCAAGCUAUUGCCUCUACACCUUCCGGACCAUCCUUAGAGGAUCUUGUUAAACAAAUGUCCGUGAACAACCUCCAGUUCCAACAAAGGACCGAUGCUAGCAUUCAGACCUUGAACACACAGAUGGGACAGCUUGCUACUCAAUUAAAUAACAUGCAAGCUCAAGGUUCAAAUCAACUUCCAGCCCAGACAGUCGUCAAUCCGAAUGUUCCAAAUGCCAAUGUGAGCACUAUUUCUUUGAGGUCCGGAAAGGUUAUAGAACCUGCCCCUGAAAAAGGUAAAAAAAUCAUUGAGGUAACUUCUGAACCUUCUCCUUCUGAACUUUCUCCUGCUGUGGCCGAAACUGAAAAAAAUAAAGAAAAAGAGUAUGUGCCACCAGUCCCCUACCCACAUAGAGUUCUGAAAAACAAAAGAAUUGAGGAGGAAGAUAAAGAAAGAGAGAUAUUGGAUGUUUUCCGAAAAGUUGCGGUAAACAUUCCGCUACUUGAUGUUAUAAAGCAGGUUCCCAAGUAUGCUAAGUUUCUGAAGGAUUUGUGCACCAACAAGAGGAGGAUUAAGGGAAGUUCUGCCACAAAAGCAGAAGGAUCCGGGAACAUUUGCUAUUCCUUGUACCAUCGGGGAUAG